AUGGUUAAUAUUGAGGUACUAAAGGUAGAAAGAUUUCUUGAGGGGCUAAGACCAGAACUAUAUAGAGAUGUGAGCAUGGCAAGAAUCCAAGAUGUUUCAUAUUCUCAAAUUGCGGACAAAAGUCCAAGGAUAGAUCAAGGAAAAGCCUCAACAGCACAACCAUCUUGUCCCAAAUGUGGUGGACAGCAUACUGGAGCAUGUCCUAUAGAGACUAGAACAUAUUAUGUUUGUGGAAAGGCGGGACAUCUUGCUAGAGUAUGCCCAGGUAAUCCAAACCAUAUGGAGCAAAAGAAAGUGCCAGCUAAGGUGUUUACUAUUACCAAAUCAGAUGUUGAGACAAAUCCAUCAAUGGUAAUGGGUAAAUUCUCUAUUUUUGGCAUCACAGCACUUGUACUAUUUGAUUUUGGAGCCACAUAUUCAUUUGUGUCUACUGAGUAUGUGAGGAAGUUGGGUAGGACGCUUGAUAUACAAGAGGGUAAUUAUAGUGUAACUAUUCCAUCUGGAGAUGUACAACAAAACAAUCUAAUUGUAAGAGUAUGUGUGAUCCUUAUAGAAAAUCAAGAGCUCUAUGCAUAUUUAAUUGUGUUAGAAAUGAAAGAUUAUGAUAUAAUUUUGGGUAUGGAUUGGUUGUCAAAAUAUCAAGCUACUAUAGAUUGUAUGAGGAUAUCAGUGACCUUUCAACCUUUGGGGAAUGAGCCAUUUACAUUCAUUGGGAUCGAAAAAGGUUUUAGAGUUCCAACCAUAUCGGUAUUGAAAUCACAAAGGUUACUAGAUAGUGGGUGUGUAGGGUAUUUGGUGAGUGUUAAUGCUAUUGAAGCACAACACAAUCCGAAUCUUAAUGAUGUGCUAGUGGUACAAGAAUUUCCAGAGGUAUUUCCUGAUGAUUUACCUAGGCUACCACCAAAUCGUGAGAUAGAGUUUGUAAUUGAUUUAAUUCUAGGAACAUCUCCAAUUUCUAAGGCUCCAUAUAGAUUGGCCCCAACUAAACUGAAAGAGUUGAAGUUAUAA
Olea europaea var. sylvestris is the source of this 1008-nucleotide messenger RNA. RefSeq lists its product as uncharacterized. The coding region runs from base 1 to 1008 and encodes 335 amino acids. The record is from RefSeq and is a predicted model, not a curated record. The transcript has 2 exons. NCBI's taxonomy places the organism in Eukaryota, Viridiplantae, Streptophyta, Magnoliopsida, Lamiales, Oleaceae.